UUCAGUUUUUUUCAGCUCAGCACAGCUCAUGGUUGCAAGUUUUAGCUCCUGAGCUUUGAGCCAGAAAAAAAGUAUUUUUUUCCCUGGAUUUUCUUGGAUUUUCUUUCUUUCUUUCUUUUCUUUACUUUGUAUUGGAAGUUGCUGCUGCUUUCUACUCAGCCUUUGUUUCUGGAUUUCCAGGUACUGGUCAAAGGGGAGCUCUCUGGUCUUUGGAUUGAGCGUGGGGGGGGCUGUUGUUCUCCCCCCACCCUCCCCUAUCCUGUGGGCGGUGGUGAGGGGCUAGCCGGCUGGCCUUCGCCCCGGUCCCUCCAGAUUCUCUUCGGAAGCUUCUCGGGCUUCUCAAAGAGCCGCGGGAGCCGCACGUGCCAUUUUGGCUUGCCACGGCGUCCCUUUGAUCACCGCUCGUCAGCUGGGAAGCGGAGCAGCGUUUUUUUGCACUUUUCGUUGCCUUGAGACUUGCUGCAGCCCCACCAGCCUGGAUUUGGCUGGUGGAUUCAAAUGGCGGUGACUGAGGAGUGUGUGCCUGGCGCUAGGGCCACGCUACACCCUUGAUUGUAAUGGCGGCCUGUAAGUCGCGGCGGCCUUCGUCCCCGCGCAUUUUGGGCGCAAAUUGGUUCAGGCGGCUUUGAUCCCCUGGCAGCCUUUGGGCACAGCGCUGGUGUAUUUCUACUUGAGAAGCAGAGGAGAGCAUGGAUUUCUGACCAGAGUAUUUUUUAUCUGUGGGUUUGCUUGCCGGCCUGACCUGAUACUGCUUCUAAUCAUCAGAGAGGGCCUUUAUUUAAACUGUGGCAGUUGAACAGCGGCCAUUUUGAGACCCGGGAGACAUUUUGUAUUUCAUUCAAGGCCUGUAUAAUUUUAUUUAUUUAUUUGUUUUUUCUCUCUUUUAUUAUCUAUUUGCAGAGUCUUUGGAUUUUGGUUUCCCUGUGAUUUCCAACUGACUUAAUAUCAUGGGGGAUGCUGACAGGCAACCAUCAUUCUCUGCUGAGGGCUCCUGGUCUCCUCCACCUGACAGUGGCAGGGCUUCUAGGCCACAAACUGCCAGCAUUGCUGCAGCUAAUAAAAUUAAGGCCAAGGCUAGAGCUCGCCCCGGGCGUUCCAAGGCUAAGGAAAAGACAGCUCAGAGGACGCCUUAAAGGCAGAAGAUAGGCGAGAGGAGACGGCACUUCGUCGCGCGCACCAGGCGGAUGCCUGGGCUGUUAGAGCUUCUUCGGCAGCAUUCUCUCUGUCUUGGCGGCGUAUCUCAGGUCUUUUCCCAUCAGAAUUCAAUGUUACCUCGACGAUCUGCUCAUUCAAGGGUCCUCCCAGCGGCGAGCGGAACAGGACUUGGCCACGACAAUACAGGUAUUGAGGGACCAUGGUUUCUCGGUGAAUCUGGCGAAGUGUCAUCUCAUACCUUCUACAAGGUUAGUUCACCUAGGGGCCCUGAUAGACACGCUAGCGGGGCAGGUCUUCUUGUCCCCGGACAGACAGGACAGUAUCAGGGCGCUGAUUCAGUCUCUUCAGGGGUCCCGGACAGUUCAGGUAGCCCAGCUAUCCCAAUUGUUGGGAAAAAUGAUAUCUUGUAUGAACAUAGUUCCCUGGGCCAGGUUCCAUGCGAGACCACUACAGUGGUUCUUGCUCCCCUUUCAGAAGGCAGGAACGAGCUUGUCCAAGGUCAGAGUUCAGGUCCCCCCACGGGUCCUACAAUCCCUGACCUGGUGGACGUCAGGGGCCAUUCAGAAGAGGUGCUUCUUCAGGGAACCCCACAGGGUGAUAGUAACGUCGGAUGCCAGUCUGACAGGCUGGGGGGGCCAUUGCGGGUCUCAGGUGGCCCAGGGCCGCUGGUCCCACCAAUAACUAUCCCAUCAGAUCAAUUGGUUGGAGCUCCGGGCGGCCCGUCUGUCUCUUCCGCAGGUGAGGGGGCAGCAUGUGCUCCUUCUCACAGACAAUACGACGACAAAAGCCCAUAUCAACAGGCAAGGGGGGACUCGUUCCGGGCCUCUGAUGUGAGAGGCGGAGACCCUUUGUCUUUGGGCAGAGACUCACCUUUUGUCCCUGACAGCGGACUACAUCGAAGGGACAGACAACAUAGAAGCCGACUGGCUGAGCUGAGCCAUUGUGGAUCCCUCCGAGUGGAGGCUCCAUCCCAACUUAUUUGCGGAGGUAGUCGACUGGUUCAGUUGCCCGGUAGUGGACCUCUUCGCCUCCCCAGCGAACACACAACUUCCCCUUUUCUUCUCCCGGUUUCCUGCCCCGGGAGCAGCGGGGGUGAACGCUCUGCGGACCCCGUGGCCCAAGGGCCUCCUAUACGCUUUCCCACCCCUACCCCUUAUCCCAGCCGUCAUUCGGAAGUUGAUGCUGGAGGGGGCGGAACUGGUGUUAGUGGCUCCUCAUUGGCCCAGACGGCCUUGGUUCGCCGACAUGGUCGACAUGUUGGUCGCCAAACCCUGGCGGAUUCCCCCGGACAGAGUCACGCUCAGCCAGGGCCCAGUUCAGCAUCCGGACCCGCAGAGACUGCAGUUAGCCGCUUGGAGGUUGGGCGGGGCCUCUUGAGGCGGGAGAACUUUCUGACCAGGGUCAUCAGGACUAUGCAGGCGGCCAGGCGGCCCUCGACUACCCGAAUUUAUGAGGCAACGUGGAACAGGUUUGCUGGGUGGUGUGCCUCCAGACAGUUGAGCCCGACUUCAGCAUCGCUGGUGGAGGUGCUGGAGUUCCUACAGGACGGGUUGGACAUGGGACUUUCCACUAACACUCUACAGCGACAGGUGGCUGCGCUAGGCACUGUCUUGACAUUUAGGAAGUGGGGCUCCCUCGCUAACCAUCCGAGGGUGAAGAUUUUCCUGCGUGGGGCGGCUAAUUUAAAACUGCCGCCUCUUCACCGUUAUCCUACUUGGGACCUUGCCAAGGUUCUUCAGGCUUUAACAAAGGCACCCUUCGAACCUUUGAGGGAGACUAGUCUCCGUCUUCUAUCGUGUAAGGUAGCUUUCCUUGUGGCCGUCACGUCGACCUGACGGAUCUCAGAGUUGGCGGCUUUAUCGGUGCGGAAAGACCUGUGCAUUUUUCACCCCAACAGGGUGGUUCUGCGGCUGGACCCUGCCUUUCUUCCUAAGGUCAACUCCUUGUUCCACCGAGCACAGGAGUUGGUCCUGCCAGACUUCUGCCCUCGGCCUAGGCACGCCUUGGAGCAGACCUGGCAUACUUUGGAUGUGAGGAGGGCCCUCCGUAUUUACAUUUUUAGAACCUCUUCUUUCCAAAAGACGGAGGCACUCUUUGUCUCUUUUCAGCCGUCGACUCUUGGCCACAGGGUGACCUCUUCCAUGGUGGGACGCUGGCUUAGGACGUGCAUCUCAUCUGCAUAUGAGCUUCAGGCUCUCCCGGUGCCUCAGGGGAUAACAGCCCACUCCACCCGCAGUGCUGCCACGACUGCGGCCUGGUCUACGCAGGCAUCAGUGGAAGACAUUUGUAGGGCGGCCACGUGGACUUCUCCCACUCCCUUCAUCCGUCACUAUAGACUUGACUCCUUCGCUUCGGCGGAAGCAGCCUUUGGGAGAAGAGUACUGCAGCGGGUUCAUGAAGAUCCGGGGUCGUCGGCCCAGGACAGCUCCCACCCUUAGGGCUGGCCAGUCUUUGGUAUAUCCCAGCCUGGCACCUCCCAUUUCUACAC
Messenger RNA from Pantherophis guttatus, 3643 nucleotides. NCBI's taxonomy places the organism in Eukaryota, Metazoa, Chordata, Lepidosauria, Squamata, Colubridae. The record is from RefSeq and is a predicted model, not a curated record.